AUGGAUUUGAAAACAGUCAUCAACAACUUGGUGGCGACAGUCAUCACCGCAUAUGAAAACCUUGAGCAAGCUGAUCAAGUUUCUCAAGAGACUAGUUUGAGGUGGUUUCAGAUUUGUGAAAACAAUGUCCAGUACUACACUACAAUACUACUGGACCCCACCUCAAACGUUCAUCUACGGCAAUGUGUACAGUCAAACAUUGCCAUUUUAAACACCUAUGGUGAAAAGUUUAUAAGCUUGAGCCAUAGAGUUGUUGGUGGUGACCUUGGUCAUCAACAUCAAGUUGCAGCUAUCAAAUGGCAAGAUAUGGAAAGUGCAUUCCAGGACAGAGUUAAAACUGGAUGUGUAAUCAAUCUUAGACACACCGAUUUAAAAGCUUUUUUAAGAGAGGCUGAAAAUAUGGCUAUAGAGAAGAUCCAACAAUCAAUGCAGGAGCAUGGUAGCUUAAAAGUAUACACCCAGCUACUCUGCAGAUUUGAAAAUCAUAAAAAUGAUGCUGUUGUUGUAGAAACAAAGUCUUUUCAAACUAAGACUUCUACAAUAUUAGCCAACACAGAACUGCAUGAAUGGUUCCAAGACAAUGUUACAGAUCAACUGCUGAAAAAAAUUGAGGAUUUUAAUGAGAAUCAAUCUGGAUGGAGUUUGACUGAGAUUCUCAACCUCAGCAUCAACAUAUCAAGAUAUGCACCGCUCCAAGCAGGUCUCUCAACGUUUGUGCUGCUUCCUAGAGACAUUCAGAAGAAGAAAGCUGUUGUAAAUAUAAUGAAUGAAGACCACUACUGUUUCCUUUGGUCAGUUGUAGCAGCUUUAUAUCCAGUUUCAUCAAACAGCUGUGUAACAUCAUCAUAUCCAUAUCCCAGCUCAGUACUAGAUCAUACAGGUAUAAAAUUUCCUAUAGAACUUAAAGAUAUACCAUUGUUUGAAAAACUUAAUGAUUUAAAAAUCAAUGUGUACGGUAUAGAGGCUAAAGAAGAUGAUGAUGAAAAAGAUCCUAGCAUAAUUGUACCGCUAUAUCUAAGCUCAAAUCUUGAUUGUCAAAAAGACACUAUUCACUUACUUAUGAUAGAAACAAAUAUUACUUUAAAUGAUGAUGAUAGUAUUGAAAACCAUAGGCCAAUAUUUCAUUUUGCAUUUAUUAGAAAUCUGUCACGUCUAGUAAAAAGUAGCAUCACAAAAGGAAAAACAAAAUUAUUCUUUUGUGAUCGAUGUCUAUGUCAUUUUAAACUUGAAAGUUCUUACCAAAGACAUUACACUGAUUGUCUUUCACAUAAUAAAGUAAAAAUGAGCCUUCCUAGUCAAGAAAACAAAAUCCUAUCUUUCAAAAAUCAUAGCUUCAAAGACCCUGUUCCGUUUGUUGUUUAUGCAGAUCUGGAAAGCGUUCUCGAGCAGGAAACAGAACAUAUUCAAAAACAUACUCCUCAUAGCAUUGCUUAUUACUUACACUGCAAUUAUGACAAUUCAUUAUCUAAAUUUAACAUCAAUCGUUCAUCUGAAUGUAUAAAAUGGUUUGUCCAAGAGCUUGAAACUAUUAGCCAUCAAGUUAGUAAUCUUUUAAGAAACCCUUUACCUCUUCCAAAGUUAAAUAAUGAGGAGCAAAGAUCUUUCAAUCAAGCAGUGAAUUGUCAUAUUUGUGGUAAGUCAUUCAAUUCUGCCAGUGAUAAGAAAGUUAGAGAUCAUUGUCACUUCACGGGUAAAUUUAGAGGAGCUGCUCACAACUCCUGUAAUUUGAACUUUCAACAGACACAUAUUAUACCAAUAGUUUUUCACAAUUUAAGCGGUUAUGAUUCACGUUUCAUUUUAGAAUCUGUAACAACUGUUUUUAAAGGUAAAAUUGAGAUAUUACCUAUCAACAAAGAAAAAUAUAUAGCUUUCACCAAGACUGUAGACGAUACAACUAUUCACUUACGUUUUAUCGACUCAUUUAGAUUUAUGGCGUCUAGUAUAGACAAACUUUCUUCCUACUUGACUGACGAUAGCAAAAUUAUUACAAGACAGUUUUAUUCAGAUCCUGAAGAAUUAAAAUUGGUAACUUCUAAAGGGAUAUUUCCCUAUGAAUAUGUAGACUCAUUGGAAAAAUUAGACGUGACAAAACUACCUGACAAACAGGACUUUUACUCACGACUCAAUGACAAGCAUAUCAGUGAUGAAGACUAUACGUUUGCUCAGAAAGUUUGGGAUAAAUUUAACAUACAAACUCUUGGUGAAUACUCGGAUCUCUAUUUAAAAACUGAUGUCUUGUUACUGGCAGACAUUUUUGAAAAUUUCCGUUCAAGUUGUUUCAAAACUUAUGAAUUAGAUGCUCUUCACUACUAUACUGCUCCAGGACUAGCUUUUUCAGCAAUGCUUAAACUCACAGGAGUCCAACUCGAACUAUUACUAGAUCCUGAAAUGAUACUCUUCUUUGAGAAGGGUAUUAGAGGUGGAGUAUCACAAUGUUCUAAUCGCUAUGCUCGAGCCAAUAACCGCUACAUGGGUAAGGACUUCAACCCUGAAGAAGAUGAAUCUUACAACUUAUACCUAGAUGUAAAUAACUUGUAUGGAAGCGCAAUGAGCAUGCCUUUACCCCAAGGUUCUUUCACAUGGGAAAAUAACAUCAGUGAGGAAAAUAUUUCAUCAUUAUUCACUUCUAACGAAUCUACUGGGUACAUUCUCGAGGUAGACUUGGAGUAUCCAAAAGAUCUCCAUGAGUUACACAAAGACAUGCCAUUGUGUCCUGAGCAUUUUACACCACCAGACGGCAAAACAUCUAAGCUAGCCACAACACUGCAUCCAAAGAAAAACUAUGUUAUUCAUUAUAAAAACUUGGAGCAGUGCUUACAACUAGGUAUGAAACUUGUCAAAGUUCAUCGAGUUUUAAAGUUUGCUCAAUCAGCAUGGCUUAAACCAUACAUCGAUAAGAACACUGAAUGUCGACAAAAAGCCACCAAUGAGUUUGAGAAGAAUUUUUACAAACUGAUGAACAACGCGGUAUUUGGCAAGACUAUGGAGAAUGUGCGUAAGCACAAAGAUAUCAAGCUGGUUAGUGAAUGGCGAGGUCGAUAUGGUGCUAAAAGUUUGAUCUCCAAGUCCAACUUUCAUAGCUUCACCAUUUUCGGUGAAGAUCUUGUAAUAGUCGAGUUGAAUAAAGUUAACGUUUAUUUUAAUAAACCUAUUUACGUUGGCUUCAGCAUACUUGACUUGUCUAAGACUUUCAUAGUCCCUGAUAUUUAUGAAAUUAUCAAACGUGAUAUUCACAAGUUUGAUACCUCUGACUACCCGCUCGAUAAUGCAUACGAUAUUCCUCAGAAGAAUAAAAAAGUUCUGGAGCUCAUGAAAGAUGAGAACAAUGGCAGAAUUAUGUCAGAGUUCGUGGGUCUCAGAGCAAAAUUGUAUGCCUUUAAACUAUAUGAUAACGAAGCUGAGGUUGAAAAGCGAGCAAAGGUAGUUAAAGGAUCAACUCUGAGGAAAAUCACGUUUGAUGAUUUCAAAAACUGCUUAAUUGAUCAUGUUAAUGUACAUAAGGAUCAAUACUUAAUUAAAAGCAAUAAGCAUGUUGUAAAGACAGUGCUCCAAGAAAAUAAGCUUGCCUUGAGCUGGGAUGAUGAUAAACGCCAGCUGCUGGAUAACUCCACAGACACCCUACCAUGGGGUUUUAAGAAUGUUAAUUCGGAACCAGCAGCUAAACGACAGAAAAUGUAA
Cotesia glomerata is the source of this 3678-nucleotide messenger RNA. RefSeq lists its product as uncharacterized. The transcript is spliced from 2 exons. The coding region runs from base 1 to 3678 and encodes 1225 amino acids. The record is from RefSeq and is a predicted model, not a curated record. NCBI's taxonomy places the organism in Eukaryota, Metazoa, Arthropoda, Insecta, Hymenoptera, Braconidae.